AUGGCAGUGUCCUGCCCGGAAGUUAUGUACGGAGCAUACUACCCAUACCUGUACGGCCGUGCCGGACCUAGUCGACCCUUCUACCAGUAUGAGCGGUUCAACCAAGACCUCUAUUCGUCAUCGGGCGUCCCGCUGGCGGCAUCAUCCAGUACAUCCGCCGGUUCUCAUUCGCCCUGCAGCCCCCUACUUCCACCGUCGAUAUCCUCGAACGUAGUGGCGGCUGCGGCAGCCCAAACCUCGACACUCUCUGCCUCUACAUCUAACACUACGAUACCAACAAUUCCUCUGGGCGCACUCCAGAGGCACCUUACCAAAGAGGAAGACAUCAGCACGGCCCGAAGUGAUACGGAAGGUACCAUCCCGGGAGCCCACAACGACAGCUCCUGCUCGUCGGGACCGGAUUCGCCAAACAACCUGCACCAGGAUGGAAGCGGGGCUGCCGGAGGAGCAGGCGGCGGCGGUGGUGGCAGUGGGGAAACAUCCGGCGGUGGGGGCCGAGCGCAGUACUUAUCCGCCACUUGCGUAGUGGUUACCCAUUAUUCUGGCGAUGCGGCCAGUGUGGUGGACGAACACUUCUCUAGAGCAUUAAAUUUUAGCGAUAAAAAUAACAAAGAAGGUUACAGUUCCAUGUCGAGUAGAAAUUUUCCUCCCUCUUUCUGGAAUAGCAACUACGUUCAUCCUACUCCUGCGCCUACACACCACCAGGUUUCCGACCUCUACUCGACCGACGGGGGUUACUCGACGGAUCCGUGGCACGCGGCCCACUACGGUUCAUAUGCCCACGCAGCGCACGCACAUGCCGCCCACGCGCACGCCUACCACCACAAUAUGGCGCAGUAUGGCAGCUUACUGAGGUUACCACAGCAAUACGGACACACGUCUAGGCUUCACCACGACCAGCAAGCGGCACACGCCCUGGAAAGUGCAGCAGCGUAUUCUAGUUAUCCCACAAUGGCAGGACUCGAAGCACAGGUGCAGGAAUCGUCGAAGGAUUUGUACUGGUUCUAGAUAGUUAGUAAAAUUUCGUAAAAUAAGCAGGCAGCAGGCAUCGAAUUAUUCGGCUAAAAC
Sabethes cyaneus is the source of this 1068-nucleotide messenger RNA. It is a transcript of the gene vg, whose product is annotated as protein vestigial. Gene Ontology annotation, biological process: regulation of transcription by RNA polymerase II. The record is from RefSeq and is a predicted model, not a curated record. NCBI's taxonomy places the organism in Eukaryota, Metazoa, Arthropoda, Insecta, Diptera, Culicidae. Gene Ontology annotation, cellular component: nucleus. The transcript is spliced from 7 exons. Bases 1 to 1008 code for a protein of 335 amino acids.